AUGAUUGCAGGAAAAGAUUUUUUGAUGGGAAUUAUGGGAAUAAAGAAUUUCAGUAAUGUGGAGCAGGUGGUAGGACAAUGGGGGAGAGGACCCAAUGCUGCUGGACAACCUGUCAAGAAGAUUAAGAUGGAAGUGUCAAAGAGAGUAAAAGGUGACUUGGAUGUGAAUCUUGAGUGA
This is a messenger RNA of Sphenostylis stenocarpa, 177 nucleotides long. NCBI's taxonomy places the organism in Eukaryota, Viridiplantae, Streptophyta, Magnoliopsida, Fabales, Fabaceae. The record is from the annotation of a GenBank genome assembly.